GCUCCAGCCGUCAGUUCCUACGCUAGUUUGCGGUGGGGAGAAUUAUGAUCCACCAAUGAUAAUACUUUCCAUUUUCCAUUUUCCAUUCAACAUUCAAUAACCUUACAUGCGGCCGCAUGCAUGAUACAUUGGUACCAGAAUGCAAGCACUUCAAAUAAGAAUGACUUUUUCUAAAAGUACAUUCUCACGCCGCAAAUUUGAGCCUCGUCGAUGGUCUUGAACCUAGUCCCCCAUACUUCAAGCUCAUCAUGACCAAACUUAAUACUUACACCAACCCUAUUCUCCCCGGAAGCCAUCCCGACCCCUCCAUCAUCCGCUCCGGCGAUAACUACUUCCUCAUCACAUCUUCCUUCGAAUACUUUCCUGGGAUACCCAUAUAUCACAGCACUGAUCUGAUAUCGUGGAGACUCAUAUCUCAUGCCUUGACCCGUCGUUCCCAGCUUGAUAUUCGGACUCCCGAACCAGGAGGUGGAAUAUGGGCUCCGACUAUCCGGGAGCAUGGUGGCUGGUUCUAUAUCACAGCUGCGUGCUUUGAUAGGUAUAGACCACAGGAAGAUCAGAGGGUUUGGCCGAGAGGAUUUUAUGUUAAGUGUAAAGCGGAAGAUGUUUUCGGGGGCGAGUGGAGUGAACCAGUUUGGUUUGAUGAAGUAGGAUUUGAUCAAGAUCUGUUUUUUGACGACGACGGAAAAGUCUACUUAUCAACCACUAGACGCAAGCAUGAGCGUACAAUUGAAAAGCCUCUCAAAGAUUUUGCCAUCCACAUCACCACUAUUGAUAUUUCCACUGGGGUGUCUACAUCUCCUCCCCAAGUAAUUCGCUCCUCUCCAUCGGGUAUUGCAGAAGGAUCUCAUCUUUUCAAGCGUGGGAAGUUCUACUAUCUAUUUACUGCUGAAGGUGGCACCGAAUCGGGACAUUGUGAAUGGGUAUCGCGAUCAUCAACUGGACCCUUCGGACCAUGGGAAAUCAUCGAUGCUCCAUUAUGGAAAAUCGGUACUGUAGGUGACGAAGUGGUUAAUACAGGCCAUAUUGAUAUUGUUGAAGACCAAGAAGGAAAUUGGUGGGCAGUCAUGCUUGCAUGUCGGCCUAUAGUACUAGCUGACGGAGUCAAAUCUUCUGUUUUUGGAAGGGAGACCUUUCUCGUACCUAUGACGUGGGAGAAUGACUGGCCAGUUGUAAACGAAGGCAAGAAAAUAACUCUUCAAGGGAAGGGUCCUGGACUAUAUCAAACACAACAACCCACCAAGUCGCGUGAUGACUUUACGAGUCCAGAGUUGCAACUUGGUUGGUAUCGAAAGAAUACUCCCCAAAAACAAGACUUCGAAAUAACUUCCAAUCCAUCUAGCUUACGUCUAUUCGGAAGUCCAUACACACUCGGUAGUCCAGCUUGCCCUACCGUGUUCUUCCGUAAACAAACAUCUCGCAUAGGGGUUUGGUCUACACGGCUCUCCUUCAAUCCCACUUCUACCCACAUGGAAGCAGGCACUGUAGUAUACUGGAACCAUUUAACUUACGCCCACAUCGGAAUCAAGGGCAGUCCCCAAGAAUCUUGCAGACAGGUAUUCAGUCAUAUCUUCAUCAACGGUCAGGCCAAGAGACAUAACAUCGACGACCUAAAAACCAAAGGCGACGUAACACUAUACAUCUGGUGUACAAACGAAGGAUACAAAUUAGGCUUCAAACCAAGCGAUGAACCCACCAUAAAAGCCAUAAAAUGGAUAGGCGAAACAAUAGUCGAGGAGAUAACGGCCGAUCCCCCCAUCGGUGCCGCGUUUACAGGAAUGAUGCUCGGAGUCUAUGCGACUGGGAAUGGGGAUUCGGGCACUGUACCUGCGGAUUUCAGCUUCGUGGAGUUUGACACUCUUUCGAAGCCCGAGUCUUCGAUUCCUGGGGAUCAAUGAGCUCUUGACUAUUUAAUUGCUGAUAAUUAAUGAUAUUAGAAUUAUAAUGCAGAAAUCAAGAUUAUCUCAAACAUAAACUGAAAUCCUCAACCGUUAGUAAAUUUUGAGAAUUUAGAUGAGAAUAAAUAAUCCA
Botrytis cinerea B05.10 is the source of this 2031-nucleotide messenger RNA. RefSeq lists its product as hypothetical. The record is from RefSeq and is a predicted model, not a curated record. The coding region runs from base 249 to 1898 and encodes 549 amino acids. Gene Ontology annotation, biological process: carbohydrate metabolic process. Gene Ontology annotation, molecular function: hydrolase activity, hydrolyzing O-glycosyl compounds. NCBI's taxonomy places the organism in Eukaryota, Fungi, Ascomycota, Leotiomycetes, Helotiales, Sclerotiniaceae. The transcript has 4 exons.